Messenger RNA from Pichia membranifaciens NRRL Y-2026, 2814 nucleotides. RefSeq lists its product as hypothetical. Gene Ontology annotation, cellular component: SBF transcription complex; MBF transcription complex. Gene Ontology annotation, molecular function: transcription coactivator activity; protein binding. The transcript has a single exon. The record is from RefSeq and is a predicted model, not a curated record. The coding region runs from base 1 to 2814 and encodes 937 amino acids. NCBI's taxonomy places the organism in Eukaryota, Fungi, Ascomycota, Pichiomycetes, Pichiales, Pichiaceae.
AUGUCAUCGCCAGUGGACCACACAGACAUGUUGCUGGCGCCGGAUGCGGCGAACACGACGUUCCAGCAGCCGCCAGCACGCUUAAAUGCUGAGCUCGACGAUUCGAUUAUCGUGAAAGGGGAAAUGGACACAGAGACGCCAGCAGCGAAGGAGGGUGAUGAUGAAACCAUUUUGCCGAAGGAAGACGGUCACGACGAAUCUGCGUCGCCCAUUCCUCUGACACAGCCAAUUCUGAGUGACGAAGAUGGAGACGGCGGAGAUAAUAACGAUAACAGAAAUGCCACCGACAGUAACGGCGACGGCAGCAGCAGUCUAAAAAAUGUCCAGUUCAAGGGCCAACCGGUUUGGCAGGUAAAUGUUCAGGGACUGCAGCUGAUCAAACGGAUGACCGACAUGAAGUUCAAUUGGGCCUCUAUAUGCUUGUUGAUUGAGAAGACAAACGCGGUGGACGUCGAAAGUUUGCAGAGCAGCGUCACGUCUACAUUAUCGCCAGACGUGAACGGCGACUAUUGGCUUCCGGACGAAAAAGUGGCAGAACUAUCGAGCAAGUACUCUCUCGACCAGUACUUACAGCCCUUGAUGAACAUAGCGUCUGACUUGCAGAAGCCGACAGGAGAUGCCAUGAAAGAUAGCCGGGACGGUAACCAAUAUAGCGAGGGAAACAAUGACAAAAAGAGAACCAAUACGGAGGCCAAUAUUCUGGAAAGUCCAAGUAAAAAGUUGAGGACAAUAGAAAAAGAAAACAACGUCUUGGAUGUACCUAUCUACACCUCGGACUUAUCUGAGGGAAACCCCAACUUCCCUUUCACACUGAAGCCUCUGUCAAACGACAAUGUAGUAAAUGAGCAUUCUAAAGUCAUCAUUUCUUCCUUGUUCUUGCCUUUUCAAAGUAAGGUUACGUUGGCGCAGGUUUUGAAGAGUGAGACUGGUUUUGUCAAUUCUUCUGAAGGUGAUGAGAAGCCUACCGAUUCGAACAACAAGCGAAACGGCGACGAUGAUGAGGUGAAUCAAGAAGGCCAGCCAACAAAAUCAGAGCUUGAGGGUGAGGGAGGAGUUGAUGAUGACGCUAAUACUGACAACACCAAGGUGAACGAUGACACGUUAAUCGACAAAAACGAAAUCAAUUUAGAUGUUCCAAUAGACGAUAAUGGCCAAACGGCAUUGCAUUUAGCGGCUACGCUUGGUAAGCUAUCACUUGUGAAAGAGCUUAUUGAGAAGGGUGCAAACAGGUUUAGAGGAGAUAACGAUGGUCAAACCGCGUUGAUCAGAGUUGUUCAUGCAACAAACUGCUUUGAACUGGGCUGUUUUGAUAAACUCCUUGAUCUUCUUUAUCCGUCAAUUAGGUUACUGGAUAACAGAGGUAGGAGUAUUUUGCACCAUAUAGCGCUCACCUGUGGCUUGAAAGGAAGAUACGACGCGUCCAAGUAUUAUUUGGAAAUGUUGCUCGAAUGGGUUGUAAAAAAAGGAUCCAAAUUACCGGAUGAUUCUUCGUUGACAUUGACGAAUUUUAUCAAAGAGGUGGUUAACAAAUCGGACAAGUAUGGUAACACUUGUUUGAAUUACGCCACUUUGGCAGGUAAUAAAUACAUUGUGUCGCAGUUGUUAGAUAUCUGUGCCGACCCUUACAAAGCCAACAAGAUUGGUGUUACACCGGGAGAUUGGGGGAUCGAUGUAAACAACAGCAUUGUGAACUCCACUGUGCGGGAUAUAGGGAAUGAGCUAUCAAAUGAGGGUGAAAACAUUACGCCGCAUGGGAACGGCAACAUCGCCUCUAAUGAGGGUGAUAAGAGCCAGACCGAAUCCAAUGGAGCUCUUUUGAAUGCCGAUAUUGAAGAGGAUAACAAGGGUAGUAAAGCACAGCCAGGUAUGGACUCUAAUGACUUCAAAGAAUCGACCAACAGUCUGCAAAUACUAGACUCCAUUCAAUCGUUUAUUGCCAAUCUCGGCAGUGAGUUCAAACAGGAAAUUGUUCAAAAAUCGCAACAAAUUGACAAACUCAACCCUAUUCUACGAGAAAAGACGUUGCAGCUAUCGCAGAAGAGGAAGCAGUACGACGAAUUGCAAAAGAUGGUGAGAAAGAUUUCCAAGAUCACAAACAAGAUCGACAACUUGAACAAGGCCAUUACCGAAGAAGAGAACACGUUCCAACAAGAGAUCCAGAAUUCGAGCAUCAACAUUGAUCAGAACAAUUGUCUAGGCGAUUUCGACGCGGACCAGCCGUUUACCAUUCUGCCUCUCUACCAAGACAUUGAGGAAAUAGUUGAAAAGAUUCUCGACGAAAAGGUCAAGCGAAUAGGGGCCGAUGAGGUUGGAGAGGCUGGCGACCACGAUGAUGACAGCACUGACAAGCACGAGUCUGGCAGUGACAGCGAUUCUGGAGACAAGUCGAGCUACGCCAUUCUGAAAGCGCUCACCUCGAUCAAAGCCGAGGAUAUUCUGCCAUACUACGAAAAACAGCUACCACUCGAAAAGCGAGAGCUUCUUCGAAAGAGUAUUCCUCCCUCGGUUGUCCUCGACGCCCGGAUACGUGCUUACAACAAGAACAACCAUAUUCUGAUGGAUAGGAUGAACAAGAAGCGGAAUUCCAACAAGGAGUUGGAGUCGCAGUUCAAGCGCAUCAUCGGCCUCUGCAUUGGAACGGACACUGACAACAUCGAUGACCGCCUCCUCAGCAGCUUGCUUAUGAGUGUCGAGACCGAUCCGGACCCUGAGAUCGGCCAGAUAAAAAAGGUGCUCAAGAUCGUCGGCGAUCUUGACGGCGAUGAAGGCAGUCCUGCUUCCCGCACCGCCCCGGCCUCUUCCACCGCCAACUGA